Messenger RNA from Styela clava, 3300 nucleotides. RefSeq lists its product as uncharacterized. Gene Ontology annotation, molecular function: DNA-binding transcription factor activity, RNA polymerase II-specific; RNA polymerase II cis-regulatory region sequence-specific DNA binding. Gene Ontology annotation, biological process: animal organ morphogenesis; regulation of transcription by RNA polymerase II. NCBI's taxonomy places the organism in Eukaryota, Metazoa, Chordata, Ascidiacea, Stolidobranchia, Styelidae. The record is from RefSeq and is a predicted model, not a curated record. Gene Ontology annotation, cellular component: nucleus.
UAUAUUUUUAACAGGUAUAAUUGUAAUCUUUUUGGAAUCUGUUUAUAUUCUGAAAUGCAAAUCAAAGGGUAACAGACAAAAUUACAAACCGUUCGAUACACUGACAACAUACUAUUUAUAAAUAUUAUCACAAUUAUAUUUUCGAUUCUGCGUGAGAAGUUUACGCCUUUGUUGAAUAAAUACAACGUCUUAGAAUGGAGGCGAGUAGUUGUCGAAAUUCGUCGGUCAGCGUCAUGAGUCCAAAUUCAAGCGAUGGACAUUUGUUGACCAGUCCACAUCCAAUGUCACUCGCGAGGCCGAUGCAACACCACUCUCCUCUUUCGACAUCGCAACAUCGCCUUUCGCUAUCAAUUCCUCCUCAUCCCGGAAUGUUACAACCAAGUCCAGAUGGUUAUCUUCAGGGUGGGCAUUUACUACCGCAUCAACAAGUUUCACCAGGAUCUCAAAAUGCCGGUGUCGCUCAUCAUCAGCCUUUGCAACUAAGUCACUCCCAUGAUCCGAUGCAUUCUCACCACGCCAUGCAAUAUCACCAACACGCACAGCACCAACAUUUACAACGUUCUCGUUCCCUACAUCCUGUUUCUGCAUCUCAACAACUUGCAUCUUUGGCUCCUGGAUUGGAUAUGUCAUCAAGACCGAAUAGCAGAGAAACUCCGGGCUCAUCGCCUCAAAUGCGCCCCCAUAAUCAUGAUGAAAAUAGUUUAGAGCCCCCCAUGGCACAUCAGCAUCCAUCCCCUACUUCAGAAAGGAAUCUACAUACUUUAUCGGACACAACAGAUGACAGCAAUAUUAACAAUAACAACAGUACUAAACUAAACUCAGAGCAAGAUCAAAACACCGACGGAAUUGUUAACGCAUCCAUGAACGGAUCUGAAACAUCAACAUCGACUGAGGAAGAUGGAAGUGACGGUGGCGCUGCUGUAGCAACAAAGAAGGGUGGUACAGCCAAUGCAAAUCCUGCUCAUAGAAGACCAGAAAAACCACCAUAUUCCUAUAUUGCUCUCAUCGUAAUGGCGAUACAAAGCUCAACAACGAAAAAACUUACUCUGAGCGAAAUUUAUCAUUUUCUACAAAGUCGAUUUGAAUUUUUCCGAGGUUCGUAUCAAGGUUGGAAAAAUUCCGUUAGACAUAAUUUGUCUCUGAACGAAUGUUUUAUCAAAUUACCAAAGGGUCUGGGGCGACCAGGUAAAGGACAUUUCUGGACUAUUGAUCCAGCUAGUGAAUUUAUGUUUGAAGAAGGAUCUUUCAGACGCAGACCCCGUGGAUUUCGGCGCAAAUGUCAGGCAUUGAAGCCAUAUGGUAUAUUUGGCGGUGCUCCUGGACUUAUGGGACCACAAGGUUAUCCUCCACAUGAAAUGUUUGGUGCUGCAGCGUCGCUUCAGCAUUCAGCAAUGCCUCCGCCUCGCCACCAGGCUAAUUUGAUGGGCUUCGAUCCACAAGGAAUGAACUUUCUGAAUGGGGCCGCCGCUGCUGCUGCGGCUGCCGCUUCAAACGGUAUGUCGAGCCCUACAUCCCCCAAUCAUUCAGUCACACCGAAGUUACCACCAACUCCACAUUCCCCGAAUGGAGCCUUGAAUGCCCAUUACACAACUUGUCCCAAUACUGGUGCUUCGCAAAUUUCACCAUCGGCAGCCGCCAGCAUGGCCGCGGCACACAACCACCAUUAUUCAGCUUCUAUGUUUAACUGGCCGGGCGCAGGAAGUCACGCUGCCGGAGGAUACAUGCGACAUGGACCGCCAUCGGCAGGAUCUCCAACCGAUCAUCAAUCUCCCCACCUCAUGAACGGCGUUCCAUCUGCAGCAUCAAGAAUGGACUAUCAUUCGUUGUAUGCCUCUGCUCGAGAAAAUCAUCUUUCAUAUGAAGCGGCACAAGGCAUGAAAUUUAAGACUGAAUUUGACCAGUACGCUAUGUCAGACAGGAAACCUCCAUAUCCCGCCAUCACACCGCCACUGUCAGCCGCCGGCUAUGCCACUGGUUACUAUGACACCAAGACGUGCGCAAUGUAAAAAGGUUCAAAGCCGCUGCAAAAAAGCCGUUGUUUCAAUUCUACAGAAAGCAACGUUAUCAGGACAAGCUCAGGAUAAAGCUUGGUGAUGGUCUGUUCAAAUCAAGUGAAUCCUCUCAGAGACAUGGUUGAAGCCGAGAUGGCAUAGAGAAUAAUUUGUGCUUUUAAAAAUACAUGCCAGAAUGACCGAGCUUUUGCGCUUCAUUUAGACAUUUUGUUUAUAACUUCGCGCAAAGAUUUACAUGGGAAUCGGCGGCGAUUCACAAAUGUCCACCAAGAGCUGAAUUUUCUCCGUUUAACAUAAGCAAGCUAUUAUUACAUUGACCAAAACACUGACGCAUGGCGCUAUCAUCUGCGUAAAAUUAAACGCGGUAUUCUUGAUUUCUAUCAACAAGGUAUUCACAGCUAAAUCAUAAGAAUUGUAAUUUUUGCAAAGUCUUUUCAAAUAAAUGGAAGUGGUCUGUUUCUCGAGAUGAUGUUUAGCGCCAUCUAGAAUGCUGCUGUGCAGAUAGAGUUAUACCUUAACAAGAAUAACUAACAAUUAUAACGCUUGACAUAACCAAGCCGAAGAUAUAAUUUGGCUUUUUAAGAUUAUUCUUUUCCUUAUUUUCUUAUGUUUAUAUUUUCUAUUUACCAAUUAUUUUAGUGCAAUUGCUCUUCUUUAAUUGUCUGUGGUGAGUCGAUUGAAGAAUUGCCUACAACUACCCAGAGUCAACAUCAUUGCUUUUAUUGUAUCUUGAAGCAUUCCAAACCAAAUCUUAAAAAUUCAUUUGAAGCUAAACAUAUCUACUACAAAAUAUUCAAUUUGAUUUGUUUUAACUGUUCUGAUAAUGAUUGUAGUCGACUGCAAUAUCAGCCUAUUUUUGGCAUAAAACACAAUACACAUAUAUAUCUAAGAUAGUUUGUAAAAUGACUGUUACAAAAUGAGUAAUAUUUAAAACUUCUUGUGUAAUAACGGUAUUCCUCGGAAUCUUGUAGAUUUUAUAUUAACAAAUUGAAGAUAGAAUUUAUGUUUUCAUUUUGCAUUGUUGAAAAUAGUAAAAAGAUUUUCAAUGAAUAAACCAUCAAGAAACCCAUCAUGAAUAAAGCGCCAUUUCGUUCCGAUAACAAUACCAUUACAAAACUUUCAUGGUGCCUGAAUUUAUUUUAAGUUUCAAAGUUUCUCACCGCUUAUUGUGGUGCCUCACUCUGUCGAUAUCAGUUUUAAAAAUAUCGUUUACCUACCGUACUGCCUUUUGAUUUAUAUUUGUUUACUUUGAGUGUUAAAUCGAGAAUAAUAAAUUUCCUACUGAGCA